This is a messenger RNA of Scheffersomyces stipitis CBS 6054, 1884 nucleotides long. Its product is annotated as DNA cross-link repair protein PSO2. The transcript has a single exon. Gene Ontology annotation, biological process: protection from non-homologous end joining at telomere; double-strand break repair via nonhomologous end joining; interstrand cross-link repair. The record is from RefSeq and is a predicted model, not a curated record. The annotation marks the transcript as partial. Lineage: Eukaryota; Fungi; Ascomycota; Pichiomycetes; Serinales; Debaryomycetaceae. Gene Ontology annotation, molecular function: 5'-3' DNA exonuclease activity; damaged DNA binding.
GAUACAGUCAAAUGUCCAAUUUGCAAUUACAAUAUCACGUACUAUGCCAUUGAUGACAGAACUAGACACGUCGAUUUGUGUCUUCAGAGAUUAAGUCUUGAAAGCAAUCCAUCAAAGACUCAAGAAUCAUUGCCUAAAAGACGUAAGAAAGCAGAGCCGGCCAUAUUGAAAGAGAAACUCCGUUAUGUGAACGAUAUUACUUCUGGGGAUGUAUCUUCAAAUGUAGAAGUGGAGCGAAAACCAGCCACCGAAAGUAUAGAGAUCUUGGAUGCAACUGUAGCAACUCCCAAAGUAAAACAAAUAAAGCCUCCUACAAAGAUCAUUAACUCGAAGCAGAGGAAUCCAAUACCGACACUCAAAACAUUGUCUUUUCCAGUAGACUCUUGCAGCAGCUACGAAGUGUCAGUCGAUGCAUUUUGUUACGCUCCACAUGCUACCAUAGACCAGUAUUUCUUGACGCAUUUUCAUUCGGAUCACUACGGUGGGAUAUCCAAGAAGUGGAGUUACGAAAGAGUAUUUAAAGAAGACACAGACUUCGACAAUGAUUCCAAGUAUAGAAGAAUCAUCUAUUGCACCAAGAUCACUGGUGUCUUAUUGACGCGUUGUUUCAGCGUGGAUCCUCGUUUCAUAAAGCAUUUGGAAAUGGAGACAAGGUACAUAAUAAAAUCGUUCGUAGACAUGACUCAAGGUACAUCAUAUCUUCAAGAUGGUGGAUUCCCAUCACAGAAGUGCGACCCUGGUCUAUAUGUAACUCCUAUAACUGCCAACCAUUGUCCUGGAUCGGCCAUUUUUCUCUUUGAGUCCUACGGAGUAGAUGGAAGCUAUCGAACAAUACUUCAUUGUGGAGAUUUUCGUGUCAAUGAAAGCAUCUUGAAGCAUCCCUUAUUGUACAGAUUCAAUAUUGAAAAUGAGAACUCGAUACCGUUAGACAAGGUCUACUUAGAUACAACCUACAUGGCUCCAGAAUACAACUUUCCUAAACAAGAAUUGGUUUGUGAGACUAUCGGCGAGUUAUUCUACGAUCUCAUCUACCAAGAAAACGUCGACGAAACACUAUCCUCGAAUUCCUUGUUCUCUAAUUGGUUUGGUGUAUUUACACAAUCCAGGAUCACUGACUUCUGGAAGACUGGCUCUUCACAGUCUAUGAGCAAGAAGAAGAAAUUUUUGAUCCUUGUUGGGACGUAUCUUAUUGGAAAGGAACGCCUUGCAAUAGCCAUUCUGAAGCGAUUGAACUGUCCCAUUUAUGUUCUGACGAUAAGCAGUAGAAGAGAUAAAAUCGAAAUCGUAAGGUCCUACGAAGACGAAUAUCUUAAUUCUGUACUAAUAGAAGAUGACUUGGCAUUGCAAAGUAAAGCUGAAUGUGUAGUUCAUUUGGUGCCCAUGAAAAUUGUUUCGUCGGCUACCGAAUUAUCAAACUACUUCAAUUACAACAAAUACUAUGAGCACUUUGAACGAUGUGUAGGAUUACGUCCUACGGGUUGGAGCUUUGUUCCUGGAAGUCGGGGAAUUGAUGCUUCAGUGGCUGAUGAAGAGCUCGAAGGAGAGUUAACAAUAGACAACAUCAAUCCAGAUUCAAACCACCUUUCACAACUACUUAGCUUGAUGACUUUAAAACCUCAGUACUCAUACAUGAGAGAUAUUUUGCCCCAAGCUCCAUUACCCAGAGCUGUACGCAAACAAAAAGCUGCACCUGAUAAAUCGUUGUAUAGAAUCUAUUCUUUGCCGUACAGUGAACAUUCUUCGUUUCGAGAAUUGGCAUACUUUUCAAUUUUCUUCAACAUAAAGCAAAUUAUCCCCACGGUUAACGUCCAUAACUCAGAGUCGAUUCGUCUCAUGAAGGGCAUAAUAGACACCUGGGAGCAGGCCCGAGAACUCAAACUAAAC